This is a messenger RNA of Nicotiana attenuata, 1199 nucleotides long. Its product is annotated as Werner Syndrome-like exonuclease. The transcript has a single exon. The record is from RefSeq and is a predicted model, not a curated record. Gene Ontology annotation, cellular component: cytoplasm; nucleus. The coding region runs from base 364 to 996 and encodes 210 amino acids. Gene Ontology annotation, biological process: nucleobase-containing compound metabolic process. NCBI's taxonomy places the organism in Eukaryota, Viridiplantae, Streptophyta, Magnoliopsida, Solanales, Solanaceae. Gene Ontology annotation, molecular function: 3'-5' exonuclease activity; nucleic acid binding.
UUCUCUAUCUCCAUUUCUUGUUUAUAUUUUACUAAAUUACUUGUAUUUCCUUGUUCCAUAUUGUUACUUUGAGUUAUAUUUCAUAAGAGACGAUGAGAUUAGCAAUAAAAUUUUAUCGGUGUCAAGUUUUUUUUUCCCAAAGCCAAUAAUGUUUUUCUUGUCAUGACUCAUGCGGUAGCGAUACAAAUUUUAGUAACCAACUAGGAAUCGUUUUUGUAAAGAGAAAAAAAAGGAAAACAAGAGCAGUUCAAACUCUAUCAAGCCACGCAACCCAUCAUUUAACAACCCUAAAUUUAUUUCUUACUCGGACAUUAACGCCCAAAUUUCACAACUGAGAGAGUCUAGGUCUUGCUUUUGAACGCCAUGCGUGUGACGAUCAGAGACUAUGAAUUGACCUUCAACAGUCACAAACUUUACGAUGUCUAUUUGGACGACACCGAAAUCAAAACCGUCGUCACUCGUGAUCCCGGUAUGGUGUGCACAUGGAUCAACAACACCGAAGCUGCAAACGCAUCCCGUCUCCACCGCUUGAUUGUCGGGCUUGACAUCGAGUGGGAGCCAAACUUCUACUCACAAAACCCUGUCGCCACCCUCCAACUCUGUGUCGGAAGAAGCUGUCUUAUUUACCAAAUUCUUCACGCCCCCAGUAUCCCCCGCCUACUCCGCAACUUCCUCCAGAACGAAGCCUACAUAUUCGUUGGGGUUGGUAUUGAUAAUGACGCGCAGAAGCUGUGGGACGACUAUGGACUUCAAGUGUCGAACAGGGUUGAUCUCCGGGGGUGGGCGGCAGAGGAGUUGGAGAAUGAGAAUCUUCGUAAUGUUGGGCUCAAAUAUUUGGUGAAGGAAAUCGUGGGAAUAGAGAUGGAAAAACCUAAGAGUGUGACUCUGAGUAUCUGGAGUGAGCGUUGGCUUAGCUAUGACCAGAUAUGCUAUGCCUGCCUUGAUGCUUAUCUUUCUUUUGAAGUAGGGAGGUUCUUAAGUUCCUGGUAUAAUUAGGGGACAACAAUUCAAAGUAUGUCCCUUUUACUAAAUUUGACUGCUUAUCUUUCCUACUAGUAUUUGAUUCCAAUUUACAUUAGCUCUGUCAAAAAGUACAAUUCGCUACCCCUUGCUAACUUUACUGUUUAACUGAUAAGAUUAAUGUUGGUUUACUCAACAUACAUCAGGAGGAUUAUCAAACUAUUGGUUUAUGCUUAGCA